Messenger RNA from Amoebophrya sp. A25, 176 nucleotides. The record is from the annotation of a GenBank genome assembly. NCBI's taxonomy places the organism in Eukaryota, Dinophyceae, Syndiniales, Amoebophryaceae.
GGGAAUCAUGAUACCACUAAUGCUAGAAGAGAGAGUCAUGACCUAGUUGUGCACGACGACUCAGUAGAACUAGGCGUUGCUGAAGCUAAGAAGUCGUCGAAAAGAGCCGCUAGCUUUCCUCCAAGUGACGGGUCUGUGAUUAUUCCCCUGUAUCGCCGAUAUGGAUCCAAGUUCGU